AUGCGAAUGAUCAUUAUCCCUUGUUGUCUUGCCCUGUUUGUGGCGCUCGUGGCAUCCGAGGGCACUGCUGCAGCGGAGAAACAAGUAGGUGACCAGAAAGCUGCCCAGGCGGCUGCUGGUGAAUCCCAGGCGCACGAGAAGCGCGGACUUCAUGACUCCCUCGGGGAUUUCUCCUUCGGUGGCCACGAUGAUCAUCACGAUCAUCACCAUCAUCACGAGCACGUGAAGACCAUCACCAUCGAGAAGAAAGUCCCUGUGCCCUACACCGUUACCAAGCAUGUUCCAUACACCGUGGAGAAGAAAGUCCCCUAUGAGGUGAAGGUGCCCGUGCCACAGCCCUACUAUGUGGAGAAGAAGGUGCCCUACACCGUCAAGGAGUACGUCAAAGUGCCGGUUCAUGUGCCCCAGCCCUACACCGUUGAGAAGAAGGUCCCAUAUGAGGUGAAAGUUCCCGUGGACAAGCCCUACGAGGUCAAGGUCUUAGUUCCUAAGCCCUACACCGUCGAGAAGAAGAUCGAAGUGCCCGUCAAGGUGCCAGUCCCACAGCCCUACGAGGUCAUCAAGAAGGUCCCAUAUGAGGUCAAGGUCGAGAUCCCCGUGCCCAAGCCCUACACCGUCACCAAGCACGUCCAUGUUCCCGUGAAGGUGCCCGUCGACAAGCCCUACAACGUCUAUGUGCCCAAGCCCUACAAGGUUGAGGUUGAGAAGCCCUACCCAGUCGUCGUGGAGAAGAAGGUCCCAUAUGAGGUGAAGGUGCCCGUUGACAAGCCCUACAAGGUGUACGUGGAGAAGCCCUACAAGGUGGAGGUGAAAGUGCCCGUGCCCCAGCCCUACACGGUGGAAAAGAAGGUGCCCUACACGGUGGAGAAGCCAGUGCCCUAUGAGGUGAAGGUGCCCAUCGACAAGCCCUUCCCCGUCUACAAGGAGGUCAAGUUCCCCGUGACCAAGGAAGUACCUGUCCCAGUGAAGGAGUACGUGCACGUGAAGGCCCACCACGAGGAGGAGCACCACCACUUCGAUGAACACGACUUCCAUCAUCAUCACUAAAUCACUCUGAGGGUCCAAAACACUCCUCCAUCCAAGUCUCGAGACCCGUCUUUACCCAUUCUUCAUCACACCAUCCAAGCAGGUUCAUCGUACAAAGUGACUAAUCCUCUGCACUGCGCUCCUUCACGCCUCUCGCCACCUCAUCAGAACGACUCACCUAUUUAAAGCCCCCAUUCGAAGUAUUCUCAAAGAGCGGACCAAAAAGAACGAUGACGAGGAAUUUUCAUUGGAAACACAUAGAAAAGCCGGAUCGCCGUCAUGAAAAUUACAUUCUCUCCA
Messenger RNA from Phlebotomus argentipes, 1326 nucleotides. It is a transcript of the gene Vajk4, whose product is annotated as zinc finger protein 512B. The coding region runs from base 1 to 1047 and encodes 348 amino acids. The transcript is spliced from 4 exons. NCBI's taxonomy places the organism in Eukaryota, Metazoa, Arthropoda, Insecta, Diptera, Psychodidae. The record is from RefSeq and is a predicted model, not a curated record.